This is a messenger RNA of Drosophila santomea, 1670 nucleotides long. RefSeq names its product trypsin-1. Bases 348 to 1574 code for a protein of 408 amino acids. The record is from RefSeq and is a predicted model, not a curated record. Lineage: Eukaryota; Metazoa; Arthropoda; Insecta; Diptera; Drosophilidae. Gene Ontology annotation, molecular function: serine-type endopeptidase activity. Gene Ontology annotation, biological process: proteolysis. The transcript is spliced from 5 exons.
UCCGCCCUGCAGAUAAGCCAAGUACUCGGACUAACUCGGAAUAUUAUAUAAUACUUAAUAAAUAAGUGGCGGUUCCCAUCCAGAAUCUUUUGCCUGGGAACUGAUGAGAGAGACGCGAGCUGCCUGAGAGCCACUUUGUUAGCCAGGAAAACCCAAUAGUGUCAACGCAUUGAACAAGUUCAACAGCUGUAUUCAAGGCAAGUCGUAAGUUGAGCCGAUCCGAGUCCGGCUUCCAUAUCGGAACAGUAGCUUUCGCUGCUGGAGAACUGCACAAAACAGAACUGAUUCAGCGGGCAACGGAAGCGACACGCGAUUAAGUCCCAGGGCACUCGCGAAAAUACCUCAAAAUGAAGGCCUUUUCUUGGGCAUUUGUGAGUUUACUGGGCUUCAUCCCGCAUUGUACAGUCGCCAAUACUUUAUCCAGUGAUUUUAUAGAUCUUCUCGACUUUAGCGAUAAUGCUGAGUUUCAAUGGGGGGAGCCCGAAAAUCAGGUAUACGAAAAUCGCACUGGGGAAAACCAUGUCGUGAGUUUCCUCUCCCGACAUCGCCUAAACAAGCGGCAGGCUCCCACCUCGCAAUUGCUGGAGAACAAGGAUUACGGAUCAUGUAGCACUCCUUUGGGUGAGUCCGGACGAUGUCGCCAUAUUAUCUACUGUCGCAUGCCAGAACUGAAGAAUGAUGUCUGGCGUUUGGUCUCUCAGCUUUGCAUCAUUGAGAAAAGCUCCAUAGGCAUUUGCUGCACUGACCAAUCGACGAGCAACCGAUUUAGUCCGCAAGUCGUGACCAAUACGGACGGGGAUGAGCCGCGUAUCGUUAAUAAGCCGGAGCAGCGAGGCUGUGGAAUCACCUCCAGGCAGUUUCCGAGGCUUACUGGUGGACGGCCAGCCGAGCCAGACGAGUGGCCCUGGAUGGCGGCCCUGCUGCAGGAGGGUCUGCCCUUCGUUUGGUGCGGUGGGGUCUUGAUCACCGACCGCCAUGUGCUUACUGCCGCUCACUGCAUCUACAAGAAGAACAAGGAGGACAUCUUUGUGCGUCUAGGCGAGUACAACACUCAUAUGCUUAAUGAGACGAGGGCGAGAGAUUUCCGGAUUGCCAACAUGGUGCUCCACAUCGAUUAUAAUCCACAGAACUACGACAAUGAUAUUGCCAUUGUCAGGAUCGACAGAGCUACUAUAUUUAACACUUACAUUUGGCCAGUUUGCAUGCCGCCCGUGAACGAGGAUUGGUCAGACAGAAACGCCAUUGUCACCGGUUGGGGCACCCAGAAAUUUGGCGGACCUCAUUCCAACAUUCUCAUGGAGGUUAACCUGCCGGUUUGGAAGCAGUCUGAUUGCCGGUCGUCAUUUGUACAGCACGUUCCGGACACCGCCAUGUGCGCCGGAUUUCCGGAAGGAGGUCAGGAUUCGUGUCAAGGCGAUAGUGGAGGUCCACUAUUGAUACAACUACCCAACCAACGUUGGGUCACAAUCGGCAUCGUGUCCUGGGGCGUCGGUUGCGGACAGCGGGGUCGCCCCGGUAUCUACACUCGAGUGGAUCGCUACCUGGACUGGAUUUUGUCUAACGCAGAUAUCUAGAAUAUACGCAGUACUAUCUUCAGUUCGAUGGUACAUUCAAUUUACUUGGCAUUAGGAUUAACAAAUGCUAUGGUCUAAAUACACUAAUUAACCUGA